Molecule: messenger RNA, 1960 nt
Organism: Prorocentrum cordatum
Lineage: Eukaryota; Dinophyceae; Prorocentrales; Prorocentraceae
Source: the annotation of a GenBank genome assembly
GUAGAAUCAACUGCGUUGUGUCUGGUAAGUGCUGUCGCGCGUCAUGCCGUAUGAAUGCCGUGCUGGCCUCUGAGUGGCUCAAGAGGGUUGCUCUCGCCAGUUCGCCGGUUGAUGCUGCAGGAUGGUGCGCCGACCACUGUGGUUGCUCGCGGCCCUGCCCUGGCUGGCCGCGUCCGACCUGCCAGUCUUCGACGUCGGCGGCGACUGGGGGCGGCUGGGCGACCUCGCGGGCGGGCGGAUGAGGAUUGGGGUACCACACCACGUCUCCCACCACGGCCCGGCUGAGGUCGAUGCUGCGGAACGAGAACGUCUCUGCCGCGCUCGACGGGCUCCUCGCCUGGCAUUCGGCGGCCUUCCCACGCUUCGCGCAGGAGCUGCAGGCGAUGGCCCAGGGCGCCGGCCUAGGCUAUCGGGACCUGGCCGCGUACUCGUUCAAGAACGAGCUUUUGGCGGUGUUCGCCGAGCAGGCCCCCGACUCUGAGCGGGAGGCGUGCAGCGACGUGCUGGUCCACGACCAGCAGAGCCACGUGCACGGCCACAACGAGGACGGCGAGGAGCAGCUCGCAAACUUCAGCUACAUCGUCAGAACGGACGACUUCGAGGCGAUGGUCUACCCUGGAGCGUUGGCAGGUGGAGCUUUUGGAUUUAACCGCCACGGCCUUGUGGUUACAAUGAACGCGCUAUCCCCACGGAGUGCCAUUAUCAAGGCGGGCUGUGCAGGCAAGUAUUGGCUUGGCCGGGCAGUCCUGGAGGCCGAGUCCAUCCAACAGGCCAUAGGCAUCCUCGAGCGGUUUUGCCACGCCUAUGGCAUGUCCUUGAAUGUCGGCUCGGUGGUCACCAAAGAGCAAGUCAACAUCGAGGUCGCCCCUGGAGGCGGCGUUUCUGUAUGGAACGUCUCGGGAGGCAGCUACUUCCACGCGAACGCAUACCUCCACAUGAACGUGACGGAAGACCCACAUUUGUCGCCGUCCAGCGCUCACAGGGAGGCAAGGGCUCGGCAGCUCCUGCCUGCUGUGGGUAGGGACGGCGUCCUCAGGGUCCUCGGAGACACGCAGGACAAGCACUGGCCGAUCUACCGCACGCUCGGCAACGGGGACUACUCUGUCACCCUGGCCACAGCGCUGUUCGACUACGACCGCCUCCGCGUCGACAUCUGGGCCGGCAGCAACCCGAGGCUUGCCCAGCCGCUGCUCACGCGCUGGUUGCUGGAGCCACCGCCCAUGGAGGGGCUCGGAGCGCUGGUCGUGUGACGGUGUUCAGCUUCAUUGGAGGCGAGCAGUUCGGCCCGGUGGCCGCGUUCCCCUCCACGCCCCUCUUUCAAAAGAGACAGGGCCAGGGCGGGAAGUGAGCCAGGCAGCCGUCGAGAAAGAUCUGUCAGAGGGGGCCUGGCCCGCUUCUUGGAGAAGCAGGGGGCUGCCCCCCAGAAGCAUGCGCCAUGGAGGGGUGCAGCGCCGAGUCAAGAAAUCCGCGCAGAGCUCUCAACGUCCAAGUUUCCUCACUAAAUACUCCGGAACUCUUGGAACGCACCCUGAGCCAAUAAUUCUCUCGUCGUGGCGGAAGUCUUGUGCGAAUGUUCAGAGGCCACCUGUGUGGGUCAUGUCGCGGGUUGGCGUCGGCUGCCCGUGUGACGCCCGCAGUGUUGGGAAAAGCCACUGUCACACGGACCGCGCGGACGCGACGGCUCAAGAGAUCACUAAGAGCACCUUGGCCUCCCCUCCAUCCUUUCCCUACCCUCCUGCGCCCCGCUGAGCGCAGGACGAGGACCGCGAGGCGAGCGGGUCCUGAGGGAGACGACGAGCCCUGCAGCUCUUCCGCCGCCUUCGGGGCGGGCCGCGACCGUCCAAGAGCGUGCAGGGAUCGCCGGUUCCGGGGGAAGGCCCCGGGGUCCAGGACCUGUCUCCCUCGGGACCCUCUUCCUUCAUGCCAGGAGGAGGAGAGGCGAGGGGGCGGCAGUGGGGGC